Molecule: messenger RNA, 1023 nt
Organism: Corylus avellana
Lineage: Eukaryota; Viridiplantae; Streptophyta; Magnoliopsida; Fagales; Betulaceae
Product: putative pectinesterase 11
Biological process (GO): cell wall modification; pectin catabolic process
Molecular function (GO): pectinesterase activity
Source: RefSeq, a predicted model, not a curated record
AUGAUGAUGAAGCGGGGAUAUUUUACGGACUUGUUUGUUGUAGCUUUAUGUGCUCUAAUGGCUAUUUCUAGAGCAGACCCGGAUCCGACCCAAAUGACUGCAGCCCUUCUAAUUAGAGUUGAUCAGUCCGGCAAGGGAGACUACCGGAAAAUACAAGACGCCAUUAAUGCCGUGCCAUCCAACAACUCGGAGCUUGUAUUCAUUUGGGUGAAGCCUGGAAUUUACAGAGAGAAGAUUGUUGUGCCGGCGGACAAGCCCUUCAUCACACUGAGCGGCACAAGCGCCGGUGAGACGAUAAUAACAUGGAAGGAGGGCGGGGAGAUAUAUGAAUCUCCAACGUUUACUGUGUUGGCUUCGGAUUUUGUUGCACGAUUCCUCACCAUCCAGAAUACAUUUGGGUCGGGAGCCAAAGCUGUUGCAUUAAGGGUGUCGGGAGACAGAGCAGCAUUCUAUGGUUGCAGAAUUCUGUCUCAUCAGGAUACACUACUUGAUGAUACUGGAAGGCAUUACUACAGAAGUUGUUAUAUAGAAGGAGAAACUGACUUUAUUUGUGGAGAUGCUGCUUCUCUCUUCGAGAAGUGUCACGUGCACUCACUGUCAGAAGGAACCGGAGCUAUCACUGCCCAACGUAGGGAGUCACCGUCGGAGAACACCGGCUUCGCCUUCUUGGAUUGCAAGAUCACCGGCCUGAAAACUACCAUCCUCGGAAGGCCAUGGGGUGCCUAUUCUAGGGUCGUCUUUGCCUUUACUUAUAUGUCGAGUGUAGUGCUUCCCCAGGGUUGGGAUGAUUGGGGGGACUCGUCCAAACAGAGGACGGCGUACUAUGGGGAAUACAAAUGUUAUGGACCGGGAGCCGUUGGAUCGAAAAGGGUCCAAUGGUCACACAACCUCACGAUCCAAGAAGCUGCACCCUUCUUGUCUAAGGACUUAAUUAGUGGAAAAAGUUGGAUUAGGCCAGCUCCAACCAGUUUCAGAAAACCCUCUGCUGCCAUUUCUAACAAUACUGAUGUUAAUGGAAACUAG